Hipposideros armiger (great roundleaf bat) is the source of this 497-nucleotide messenger RNA. RefSeq names its product apolipoprotein C1 (gene APOC1). NCBI's taxonomy places the organism in Eukaryota, Metazoa, Chordata, Mammalia, Chiroptera, Hipposideridae. The record is from RefSeq and is a predicted model, not a curated record. Bases 106 to 351 code for a protein of 81 amino acids. Gene Ontology annotation, molecular function: fatty acid binding; phospholipase inhibitor activity. Gene Ontology annotation, biological process: negative regulation of cholesterol transport; very-low-density lipoprotein particle clearance; negative regulation of very-low-density lipoprotein particle clearance. Gene Ontology annotation, cellular component: very-low-density lipoprotein particle; extracellular region; high-density lipoprotein particle. The transcript is spliced from 4 exons.
UGCCCCACCCUCUCCCUAGUCUAUAAAGGCCCGGCCAGGCCAGGCUGGUACACCUGCUACCUGUGCUGUCCAGCGAUUGAUCCAGAGUACCCCUACGGCCUCACCAUGAGGCUCAUGCUGUCGCUUCCGGUCCUGGUGGUGGUUCUGGCGAUGGUUUUGGAAGACCCAGUUGACGCCCUGAGUGACAUAGACUUCUCUCGGGACCUAAAGAAGUUCGGAAGUGCCCUGGAGGAGAAGGUCCGGACAGCCAUUGACCACAUCAAACAGAGCGACAUUCCCAGGAAGACCCGGGUCUGGUUUUCGGAGACAUACAGCAAAGUGAAGGAGAAAUUCAAAACGACUUUCUUCUGAACACCAGGAGGGCUGCCCCUGUGCUCUGAGGCUAUAUCCGGGAGGAGGCUCUGAAAUUUCCCAUGCCCUCCGCACCUGUGCCAGGACUUCCUCCAUGAUGCCCCAUGUCCCCAUCCCAACACCACCAAUAAAAAUCAUAUAGAGAA